AUGCAGAUUUUUGUCAAGUUCCAGGGCAAGUCCACCGCUGUGGACGUGACUGCCGCGUCUGUUGACGAGUUCCGCGCCGAUGUGGCCGCCCGCACUGGCGUCCCGGCCGCCGAGCAGGUCCUUGCCUUCAAUGGCAAGCUCCUCUCGGAGCUGUCUGCUCUCGAGCACGGUGACACCAUCAACAUGAACCUCCGCCUCGCCGGUGGUGCCAAGAAGCGCAAGAAGAAGGUGUACACCACGCCCAAGAAGGUCAAGCACCAGAAGAAGAAGGUCAAGCUUGCCGUCCUCGCCUACUACCAGGUCGACAACAACGGCAAGAUCACCCGUCUUCGUCGUGAGUGCCCCGACUGCGACGCCGGUGUCUUCAUGGCCACCCACUUUGACCGCCAGUACUGCGGCAAGUGCGGCCUGACCUACGUCUUUGACCAGCAGCAGUAA
Molecule: messenger RNA, 438 nt
Organism: Thecamonas trahens ATCC 50062
Lineage: Eukaryota; Apusomonadida; Apusomonadidae
Product: ubiquitin/ribosomal protein S27 fusion protein
Exons: 1
Coding region: 1-438 (145 amino acids)
Biological process (GO): translation
Cellular component (GO): ribosome
Molecular function (GO): protein binding; structural constituent of ribosome
Source: RefSeq, a predicted model, not a curated record